UUUAUUCAAAACAAUUACAGGAUCUGUGCACGGGGUGUUUUUACUUUGGAUGAGUCAGAUGUGAUCAGCUUUUUGUUUUUAAGUGUAAGUUGAUUGAAAUAGCUGCUGUUGGAUUUAAAAGCAUUUGAUCUACUUUGAAGACACAAUAUGAUCUUCAAUCCUGCCGAAAAACUUCAUUUUGCUUUUUAUUUGUCAAUAGGUCUUCUGAGUCUACCGCUGCUUACAGAAUGUGAUAAAAUCAGGCUGGUCGGGCCUUCGCGUUGCUCUGGUCGGGUGGAGGUCUACCACAGAGACUCUUGGGGAACGGUGUGUGAUGAUCACUGGAGCCUCGCCAGCGCUGACGUGGUGUGUCGAGAGUUAAACUGUGGGACAGUUCUUGAGGCCAAAAAAGGCGCCUUUUUUGGAGAGGGGACGAACAUGAUCUGGUUGGAUGAUGUGCAGUGUACCGGCAGUGAGCCUUCCAUCGUCAAGUGUCCACACAGACCGAUGGGGGAAAAUAACUGCGGCCACACCGAAGAUGCUGGAGUUGUCUGUUCUGAACAUGUGAGGGUGGUCAACGGCAGCAAUCGGUGUAACGGCAGAGUGGAAGUCUUCCACGACGGCAGCUGGAAGCGAGCGUGCAGCAGUGACUGGGCCAAGGCAGACGCUAACGUGGUGUGUCAAGAGAUUAACUGUGGCACUCCUGUCAUUCAGUCUGAAGUGCUGAAUUUUGGAGAGGCACCCGGCCUGGGUGGCAUCAAAACCAACUGUGCUGGAAAUGAGAGCUCUGUCUCACGGUGCAAACUUCAGGAUUUCAAGGAAAGCUGUAUUGAUGCUACUCUUGUCUGUUCAAACAGUAAACCAAUUCGGCUGAUGAACGGGACUAAUCGGUGCUCUGGGCGAGUGGAACUCUUCAAUGAUGGACAGUGGGGAACGAUUUGUGAUGACAGAUGGGGGAUGCAGGAAGCAACUGUUGUAUGUCGAGAGAUGAACUGUGGCACUGCUCUCUCAGUCAAGUACAAGUCCUUCUUCGGCAGAGGUCGGGAUCAGGUUUGGUUGGAUGACCUUGAGUGCACCGGUCAUGAGAAGGCUAUUUCUGACUGCCCGCACAGAGGUUUUGGAGAACACGAUUGUGACCACAAUGAAGACGCUAGUGUUAUAUGCUCAGAGUCAGUCAGAUUGUUCAAUGGGACAGAGCGAUGCUCUGGCAGAGUGGAGAUCUUCCAAAACGGCCAAUGGGGGAAAAUUUGUAAUAAUAACUGGCGCAAUGAAGAGGCUGCUGUGGUGUGUAAGGAACUCAGUUGUGGAGCUCCCAAAAAAUUCCAAAGCCACAAUUACGGGGACAGUGGACUGAGAGGGUACACAAGCAGAUGCUCCGGAAAUGUGAGCUCGAUCUCUGAGUGCACGCUUCAAGAAUACGCAGGGAGAUGCGAAGGUGUUUCUCUUUCAUGCGAAGGUCACCCACCGCUGAGGCUCGUCAAUGGCACAGACCGAUGCUCUGGUAGAGUGGAGGUUCUGCACGAUGACCAGUGGGGAACCGUGUGUGACGAUGAGUGGGACAUCAGAGACGCUCAGGUGGUGUGCAGAGCCGUGGACUGUGGAACAGCUCAGACAGCCAAAUCCAGCGCUUUCUUUGGUCAAGGCCAGGGAGACAUCUGGUUGGAUGAUGUUGACUGUUUCGGUAAUGAGACGUCCCUUAUGCACUGCCGGCAUCCCACCCUCGGAGAAAAUAACUGUGGCCACGGUGAAGAUGCUGGUGUGGUGUGCUCAGCUAACAUCAGACUGAUCAAUGGGUCUGAUCAGUGCUCAGGCAGGGUGGAGUUCUAUUAUGGCGGCCAGUGGGCAUCAGCAUAUAAUUAUAACUGGGGAAUUAAUGAAGCAUCAGUGGUGUGCAGAGAGAUGAAUUGUGGAGAUCCUGUCUCGUUUUCAGGAUCAUAUGGUCAAGGCGAAAAAACGGGAAUCGGGUAUAAGGUCAGCUGCAGCGGCAGAGAGAGCUCUGUCACACAGUGCAACCUGAGAGAAUAUGUCAGGACCAGCCAAGAUCGAAUCGAAGAGGCAUCUGUCACAUGUUCUGGCAACGUAAAGUUGAUCGGUGGGAACAAUCGUUGUGCUGGAAGAGUGGAGUUCUACGACAAAGGCCAGUGGGGGACUGUGUGUGGUGAGGCCUGGGACAUGAAUGAUGCAAACGUGGUGUGCAAACAGCUGGACUGUGGCAGGGCUCAUAAAAUGACCACCAUGACUGAGUAUGGACAAGGCCCAGGACAGACAUGGAGCGAUCAAAUUGAAUGCAAUGGAUUGGAGUCAACACUGGGUCAGUGCCCACAAAGACCAUUUCGUGACAAAACCUGCAAUGUCACCUCAGUUGCUGGUGUUUUCUGCACAGGAGGUUUGGAGGUCCGGUUUGCUGGUGCUAAAGAGUGCUCUGGCAGAGUAGAGGUACGCUAUGGCGAUGUGUGGCACACUGUGUGUGAUGCAGACUGGACCCUGAGUAAAGCUGAGGUGGUGUGUGCACAGCUGGAAUGCGGAAACGCACUGAACGCUCCUGGCGCUGCCCACUUUGGCCAAGGCAGUGGAGAAGUAGUGGAAGCUAGCAAUUGGUGUUUUGACAAUGUGACGUCUCUUCAGCAAUGCUCACUCAAAGGUUUCAGAAGAGCAACGUGUGGGCACGAACGUGAUGCUGGCGCUGUCUGUGCAGCACAAAUUCGGUUGGUCGGUGGCUCAGGUCAAUGCUCCGGUAGAGUUGAGAUCCUCCAUAAAGGCCUGUGGGGAACUGUGUGUGAUGACGAAUGGGGAAUGAGUAAUGCAGACGUGGUGUGUAGACAGCUUGGCUGCGGUCAUGCAGUUUCUGCUCCCACAAGUGCCCACUUUGGUAGAGGCACUGGUCCAAUAUGGCUGGAUAAUGUGGAGUGUAGAGGCGAAGAGCCUGCGCUCACACAUUGUACACAUCCUGGUUUCGGAGAAAAUAACUGUGGGCAUGGUGAAGAUGCCGGUGUCAUCUGUUUGGGUGAUUUACAGAAGCCCCAGAUCACUUUCAGCCCUGCGACAGAGGUAAACUGGGGCGACAGAGUUGAGAUUACCUGCACUGUAGUCACAGAACACUUGGGUGGGACAUUCGUCCUGAAAAGGAUCCAAGAUUCAUUUAAAAUGGAAAGGUACUCUGAGAACGAGGCUGCAACCUUUGUCUUCCCCACGGUGGACUUCAGCCAGAAGGGUUCAUACUUCUGUGAAUAUCAAAAGAAACUGCCCAGUCAAGUAAUCUAUUAUCCUCAGGGAAAUACUGCGGAUCUCUCUGUCACAGUGAUAUUGGAGAAGCCCAGCAUCUCCCUGACAUCUCCAUAUGCAAUGGUGGUCUACAGCCCGGACAAAAUAUCAGUCACCCAAGGCAGCAGCUUCUCCGUCACUUGCUCUACUCAUUCCAAAUAUCCUGGAGGUUACUUUUUUCUGACAAAGUCCAACAAGAGCACCACUGACGCAAAGCCUGCGUUUGGCCACUCCAUAUUCUACCUGGUGUCCUUUGAAUUCACUUCAAUAGAUUUAGAAAGCCAAGGAGAGUAUAACUGCGUUUACGGGGUUAACAUGUCCUCAUUUUCCUUCUGUUCGGCUCCCUCCAAGUCACUCCAAGUCACUGUAGUUGUACCUGCAUCCUCUACAGUUGUCCCAGGACUUGUGGGUGGGCUGGUCGUCUUGCUACUCCUGCUUGUUGUAGCUUACCUGGUCUGGAGAAGGAGUAAGCGGGGUGCUGGUACCAUGGUUCAGUUUAGUAACCGGUCUGGAGGAACAUUAAAGCCAGAUACAGACGACAGAAGCAAUAGAGCAUUUGAUGGAAGAGACCGUAACACCCAAGUGAAUGAGCAUGCAAACAAGCGUAGCCUGGAAGACAACGUUCCUGGCGUUGACAACAAUGUUGAGAGGGACCCUGAGGACCUGGUCGGGAGAGUGUGUUAUGAGCUUGAACCACUUGUUCUCUCGUGAUAACACUUUGCUUAAAGGAAUAACCUGUCACAUGACUUUAAAAUAUUUAAAGAGUCCCAUGGCACCAGGCUUGUAAACAGGCUUUUAUGACCCUCUCUGUCCGACCUGAAACAACACCCAACAAUCUAAAAAUCAAAAAACAAGAUUUUCAGCUGGUGUUCGGAUGCUCUUUAAGGUAGAUCACAGGAACCUGUUUAAAGUCUGUUUUUACGUCUUUUGUUGCAAGCAAAUUAUUCAGAAUUCUCCACACUUUGCGUUUCCUCAGAUAGAUGCCCUAUUAGUUGCUUUAAAAUAUGCAAAAAUAAAUUUUGCAGACAUUAAAAAAAAAACAAAUGUGAUUUUGAAUAAGACACAACACUUGCAUAAAUGGGUAAGCAUUCGCCUGUAACACUUGUUUUCAUACUUAAUAUUGUGGUGAUUUUUAUUUCUCUGGGACACUGCCAAUCACAAAGCUAAGGUCCACUCACUUGUCAGAAGAUACUGAUUACAUUGUCUUUGUAUGCGUGAUAAUUUGCUUUAUUUGAUACAUGUAAAUGCUGAUCAAUAAAGAUGUAUUUCUUACAAAA
This is a messenger RNA of Plectropomus leopardus (leopard coralgrouper), 4517 nucleotides long. RefSeq names its product scavenger receptor cysteine-rich type 1 protein M130-like. Gene Ontology annotation, cellular component: plasma membrane. Gene Ontology annotation, biological process: zymogen activation. NCBI's taxonomy places the organism in Eukaryota, Metazoa, Chordata, Actinopteri, Perciformes, Serranidae. The record is from RefSeq and is a predicted model, not a curated record. Gene Ontology annotation, molecular function: serine-type endopeptidase activity.